Messenger RNA from Musa acuminata subsp. malaccensis (wild Malaysian banana), 3126 nucleotides. RefSeq names its product TPR repeat-containing thioredoxin TTL1-like. Gene Ontology annotation, molecular function: protein binding. Lineage: Eukaryota; Viridiplantae; Streptophyta; Magnoliopsida; Zingiberales; Musaceae. Gene Ontology annotation, cellular component: cytoplasm. The record is from RefSeq and is a predicted model, not a curated record.
CCCGGCCAGGAUCCACAAUGCGCCGCCUCGCGACCUGCGAACCACGGAAGAGGGGGACGAAUCAACACGUAAUCUCAAUCUCCUACAAGAAGUCAAUCGGCAUUAGCGUGAUGUAGGGCGAGAAACAUCAGUCCGAGGGAGAAGGGGAGAGAGAGAGAGAGAGAGAGAGAGAGAGACGAGCGAGGGAUUGCGUCACCGUGAGGACCGAGGAGAAGGGGCAAACAAUAGAGAGCGUGGAAACGACAGAAAAGUUUCCUCUCCCCAUUUUCUAUUUGUUUCUCUCUCUCUCUCACUGCUUCCUUUCUUUUUCGCUCCCGUCUCCAAAUCUACCGAGAUGGGCAUAUCCAUUCCUCUCUUUUCUCCGUGUUACCAAAUCACGAGAUCUUUCAGCUCUUCUCUCUCUUUCUCACUCACUCACGCACACACACACCCCUUCUUCUUUUAAGGAGUACGUCUUUGAGGCCUUUUGGGUUGUGUUGUGUUGUUGUAGCCUUCUGUCCGUCGGCUGUGGCCAUUACGGUUGUCAAAGCUAACGGCAUUAAUCCGUAAGAGAGACAGAGGGUGGGUGGUGAAAGAGGAGAUCCGAAGUGGUGGUCGCGAGGCUUUUGAUGUCACGUGCCGGCGAGACGAGCCGACCGGACCAGAAGGCAGGCUCGGGCUUGGCUGCGCCCGGGCAGGUCGAGCCGGUCGCCGACCGGUUUCAAGCGGCCCUCCGCAUGGAUGAGAACAAGCCCGACUUCCCUGACCUCGGAUCCCCUGUUUCCCCCCUUCGCCCCUGCCCCGCUAACAGCAGCAGCAGCUCCAGCUCCUCCGGCUCCGCCUCCGGCAAGGUCGCCCCGCUGCCCCACUCCCCUUCCGGCCCCGCCGCCCGGAGGCCCGCUGCUCCCGACCCGGAGCGGCGGAGCCACUACGGGGAGCUCUCCGGCGAGAUCAGCCAACACCAAUCUGGCUCCGGGCCACUAAUCUUCUCCGUCGGAGGCGGAUGCGGCGGUAGUAUCUGCACCGCGAGCUCUCCCAACACCAAUGUGCUACCUACCGGGAACAUCUACCCCUCGGGAAAGAUCGGAAAGACCGGGAUGAUGCCCAGGACGACUCCGAGGAGCGAUGUGCUCGGGUCGGGCACCGGGAACUACGGCCAUGGCAGUAUAAUGCGGGGUGGUAUGAGCGGUGGCGGAGCGGCCAGACCCAGUGGUGGUGCCGGCAUGGGGAAUUCGGUGGAUUCGACCACAAGGAGGGCGACCGGGAGAAUGGAUCCGCAGGAAGUGACGAGGGCAGGGAACGAGCACUACAAGAGGGGACAAUACGGGGAGGCGCUGGCGUUCUACGAUCGGGCGGUGGCCAUGUGCCCGGAGAAUGCUCCAUGCCGGAGUAAUCGUGCGGCGGCACUGAUGGGGCUCGGCAGGUUGAAGGAGGCGGUGAGAGAGUGCGAGGAGGCCGUCCGGUUGGAUCCCGCGAACGGGCGGGCGCACCAUCGGCUGGCAUGUCUAAAUCUAAGGUUAGGGCUAGUUGAGGAUGCGAGGAAGCAUCUCCUUUUAACUGGGCAGCCGCCUGACCCUGUUGAGUUGCAGAAGACUCAAGCGGUGGAGAGACAUUUGGUAAAAUGCGGAGAUGCCCGGAAGAUAGGAGACUGGAAGAGUGCAUUAAGAGAAGCUGAUGCAGCAAUUGCUGCAGGAGCAGACUCUUCUCCGCCGCUAAUUGCAUCGAGGGCGGAAGCUCUUCUGCACCUCCAACAUCCUGAUGAGGCUGAUUCAGUUCUUUCAAGAUCAUCUGAAUUCAAGGACUCACUCCCUUUCUCCUCAGCUACCAAGAUCUUUGGUAUGCUUUCCUCUUCCUAUUUCUACAUUGUUAGAGCGCAAGUUGAUAUGGCAAUGGGGAGGUUCGAUAAUGCAGUCACGGCAGCUGAAAAGGCCAGGAAGGUGGAUGCUAGGAAUGUAGAAGUGACAAUGGUCAUGAGCAAUGUGAGGUCAGUGGCAAGGGCUCGAGCUCAAGGAAAUGAGCUCUUUAAGUUGGGGAAUUUCGCAGAGGCCUGUGCAGCUUAUGGGGAAGGACUCAGGUACAAUACAUCAAAUUCGGUCCUUCUAUGCAACAGAGCAGCUUGCCGUUCUAAGCUCGGGCAGUGGCAGAAAUCUGUUGAUGACUGCAGUGAAGCUCUUAGAAUCCGACCCAAUUACACAAAGGCUCUUCUCAGACGAGCUGAUUCCUAUGCCAAGCUUGAGUGCUGGGCUGAAUGUGUCCGAGAUUAUGAAGUCCUGAGGAAGGAGCUUCCGCGGGACACUGAGGUGGCCGAAGCCUUAUUCCAUGCUCAGGUUGCAUUGAAAACAUGUCGCGGUGAAGAUGUCUCCAAUCUGAAGUUUGGUGGAGAGGUUGAGGAGGUCACUGGUGUAGAACAAUUCCGAGCAGCAAUAUCUUUUCCCGGAGCUUCUGUUGUCUACUUCAUGGUUGCUUCGAACCCACAAUGCACUGAGAUAACCCCAUCUGUUGAUGCACUCUGUAAUCGGUACCCAUCUGCAAAUUUUCUCAGGGUGGAUAUCAACCGGAGCCCUGAUGUUGCAAAGGCAGAGAAUGUGAAGAUAGUCCCGACGUUUAAGAUCUACAAGAACGGGACAAGAGUGAAGGAGAUGAUCUGUCCGAGCCAGCAGGUGUUAGAGUACUCGGUGAGGCACUACGGUCUUUAAGAUGAAUAAAGUGAUUCUUUUGAUGUGUCCUAGGGCGAGCCCCCACCUUUCUUCGAUGAUUCAAAAUUCAGCUCCCAUUUGAUCCAGCAAUUGAGCUGAAGCAUCAUUCCCCUUUUACUUUUGCUUUGUUUGAUCCCUCCAUUUGCGGAGUUCCAGGAUCAUCAUUUCCAUUAUCAUUUCCUUUUCUGGUUAGGCUAGGAUGUUCUUAUCUACCGAGAAAUCAAUCUCGUCUUCUCUAGACGCAUGUUUGUAGUAUCAAUUGGUGUCUGUGGAGGCCGGUUAAGAUUUAUUUCAUGUAUAUAAGUCAUAUAGAGAAAAGCAUCGGAAGCCACAGAGGUGGUAGUCGAUAAAAGGGAGGGAAAAGACGGGAUGUCAUUGAUGUUGUUGUGCUUCUGCCAUGCUGAUACAUGCUGCUGCCAUAUCUGUGAAAUAAAAGAAUUCUUUCUCGUUU